AUGCGAGUGCUGCACGCAAUACUAGCUAGCCUUCUGGCAAUCCCCGCGGAAAGCACGUAUAUUGUGCCCGGCGGUAGAUGGUACGACACAAACGGAACCUUGAUCAACGCACAUGGAGCUGGAAUCACCUUUGACCAGAAGACUGGCCGUUUUUGGUGGUUCGGCGAAUAUAAAACCGAAGAGCACCCAGAAGGAGGCGGAGUCUCUGUUUACAGUUCUGAGGACUUGAGCACUUGGACUUGGGGGGGUCUUGCCCUAAGUCCAAUUGAUGGGCACCCCUACAUCUCGUCUAAGAACGUAAUCCAACGACCCAAAGUAGCCUACAGCCCUGAGACCAAUGAUUACCAUAUGUGGUGGCAUGCCGACAACUCAACUUACGGGCUCCUUCUCCAAGGCCAUGCUGUGUCUUCCACGAUCGGUGGGCCAUACUCUUUUGUCGACGCGACCGCACCGCUUGGAAACUGGUCGCAGGACUUUGGCAUGUUUACCGACUAUAAAGAUGGCAAGUCAUAUGCUCUCUACUCCAACGGCGAUAGUCUAUAUGGGCGAGAUGUGUACGUCUCAAGCAUAAACGAUAAUCUCACGGCACUCGAGCGAGCCGUGUAUCGUUUCCCGAAAUUUGACCUCGAGGCACCAUCUAUCGUGCAGACUGAUAAAAGUUACUGGGCACUGAUGAGUCACAAGACGGGAUACAGGCCAAAUAACGUGGUGGCAUUCCGCGCCGACUCAUUGAGUGGUCCAUGGUCCCAACCGUUUAUUGUUGCGCCGUUAAACACGCGCACGUUUAACUCACAGUCGGGGUUCACGCUUAGAAUACCAGGAACCAAGAAGACUACAUACCUUUAUAUCGGCGACCAGUGGGACUCGAAUACUAUAUGGGAGAGUCGGUACAUCUGGUUGCCAAUGGAGAUUGACGAGAAGCAGAAGAGUCUAGACUUGGCCUGGCAUGAUGUUUAUGAUCUUGAUGUAAAGACUGGCGAAUGGACACCAAUCAAGGGUACGACGUACACUGCGGGAAACGCGAGGACCCACGGUGAUGCGUACAAGCAGGAAGCUAAAUUCGCCACCGACGGAGUUAUUCUCACUGGAAUAUAUGGAAAUGACAGCACUGUUACGUUCGAGGGUAUCGAGGGAUCUGGAGAACCACAAUGGGUAUCAUUUUACUAUCAAAACAUUGACGAUAUGGGCUUCGGUGACCAACCUGGUGGAACCCCCGACAGAAUCGGUGGUGCAUGGCAGCUCCGGCGAAUCAGUAGCGUCGUGGUCAAUGGAGACACGUCGAAUGUGCAAACACUAUACCAGAGAGAUACACACAAGGGCAUCAUCCUCUCUACUCCACUGCAGUUAACGCUGAAGAAGGGGAAGAAGAACACCAUCACGGUUGGGGGGUUAUCUAAUGGGUUUGACUACAAGGGCGCGGAUCUUGACCGUAUCGUUGUCUAUCCUCCUGAGGCCAAGGGAAAAUAA
Messenger RNA from Penicillium daleae, 1467 nucleotides. RefSeq lists its product as uncharacterized. The record is from RefSeq and is a predicted model, not a curated record. NCBI's taxonomy places the organism in Eukaryota, Fungi, Ascomycota, Eurotiomycetes, Eurotiales, Aspergillaceae. The coding region runs from base 1 to 1467 and encodes 488 amino acids. The transcript has 8 exons.